AUGGCGCCAAAAAAGAAUGUCAAGAUGGACUUGGGUUCAUUCUUAGCGGAUGAUACCUACGGAGGAACCUCAUGGGCCGACGAGGAAGUCGACUUGAACUCCAUCGGUUUAUCAUUGGAUAAAUCCACCACUGAAGCUCCAAUUGGGGGUAAACCUUCAUUUUCCGGUCUUGGUGGUGGUGAAGGUCGUUUCCAAGAACAAAGAAAGGAGAGAAAAGAGUACCCAGUUCCUGAUAAACCACCAUAUGUUGCUCGUGUUUCUAACUUACCAUGGGAAGUUACUGAAGAAGUCAUUGUGAGACAUUUUGAAGACAGAAUGCAAGCACAUGAUAUCAUCACUGAUAUCAGAUUGCCUGUUGAUAGAGAAAACGGAAGAUUGAAAGGGUACGCGUUUGUUACAUUUACUGAAAGGGGCCUUCUUGAGGAAUCGUUGAAUUUGACAUUGAGUGAGUUUCAAGGAAGAAAGAUUUAUGUCAAUGUAGCAGCACCUCCAAGAGCUGAUGAAGGUGAUUGGAGAUCAGGUAGAUCAGGUCCAUUGGGAGGCAGAGGUGAACCUGAAGUCGACUUAGAUUGGGGUUCAGCUAGAAGAACACAAGCUGAAUUACCAAGAAGGGAGAGGUCAAGUAGAGGUCCAAGAGAGGAAAGAUCAUCUGGUCCCGAUUUGGACUGGGGUGCAGCUAGAUCAGAUGCAAGUGGCUUGCCACCAAGGGAAAGAUCUCACAGAGGUCCACCAAGAGAACAUAAACCAAGAGACGAACCAGACUUGGAUUGGGGAGCCGCCAGAUCCGAAUUAGCUGAAUUACCACCCAGAGAAAAAUCCCAUAGGGGUCCACCAAGAGAACAUAAAUCUAGAGACGAACCUGAAUUGGAUUGGGGUUCAGUAAGGAGCUCACAUGUUGAGUUACCUCCAAGACAAAGAUCAUCAAGAACAUCAAGUCAUGGUGAGGGCCAAGAACGUGGAAGUUUCAGCCGUGCUGCUAAAAAACAGGAACCAGAAUUAGAUUGGGGAGCAGCAAGAUCAUCAUCAACCACUUUACCACCAAGAGAAAGAUCAAGUAGGUCAGGAAGUACUAGGAAAAACUCUGAAAAUGAUUUCGAUUGGAAGAGAGGACAACCAUUGCAGCAGCGUACCAAGCCAGCCCGCGGACAAAAGCACAAAGAUGACAAGAAAGAGGAAGAAAAAUCCCAAGGACCACAAAAGUCUCAAUUCAGUGUAUUAUCAGUUGAUGAUGGAGACGAUGAUGAGGAAGAGGAGAGUGAAGCUAAACAAGAAAAUUCUAAGCAAGAGAGUGACGAUGUAAGCAAAUUGGAAUCUGCUACUGCCAACUUGUCGGUAUCUGAAAAGGAUAACAACAGUAAUGACGAUUGGGAAGUGGUUGGCAAGAAAUAA
Messenger RNA from Lodderomyces parapsilosis, 1389 nucleotides. RefSeq names its product Tif3p (gene TIF3). Gene Ontology annotation, molecular function: RNA binding. The record is from RefSeq and is a predicted model, not a curated record. The coding region runs from base 1 to 1389 and encodes 462 amino acids. Lineage: Eukaryota; Fungi; Ascomycota; Pichiomycetes; Serinales; Debaryomycetaceae. The transcript has a single exon.